Molecule: messenger RNA, 727 nt
Organism: Nerophis lumbriciformis (worm pipefish)
Lineage: Eukaryota; Metazoa; Chordata; Actinopteri; Syngnathiformes; Syngnathidae
Gene: hspb6
Product: heat shock protein, alpha-crystallin-related, b6
Biological process (GO): protein refolding; negative regulation of apoptotic process; response to heat
Cellular component (GO): nucleus; cytoplasm
Source: RefSeq, a predicted model, not a curated record
AUGCAACUCCAGUAUAAAGCCAAGCUAUGCUCAGCAGCCUGAAGUCACACAGCCACUCUCAUUCGCCACAAGGAACUUGAUACUCUGACAGCGUGCUUCGGAGAGAGAUUUAAAAUGGAUUUCAUCCUGCCACACACUCUCCCGGUUGGUGGUAUCCAAUGGGAGAAACUUUUACCCCCUCUUUUUCCUCGUCUGAAUGGGACACACGGACAAUACAACUGGACGCCGAAACUCUUAAUCCCAGAGAAUGAUAGUACCAGCGCGGCCGAGGCAACAUGUGACGAUAGUGGAUUCACAGUACAAGUAGACGUCAAACACUUUGACCCCGAAGAUCUGCUGGUCAAAGUGACAGGAGAUUUUAUCGAAGUACAAGGAAAGCAUGAAGAAAAAAAGAAGGACGGUCCCGGGUUGACAACACGGCAGUUUAAUCGUCGCUAUCGAAUUCCAAAGGGAGUGGACACCAUGGCUUUGGAAUCAGCCAUUUCUCCAGAUGGUGUCCUUAUCAUAUCUGCACCCUUGCUGGACACAGACAUGUCCACAUCCCUGACCUAAUCCUAGUACUACUCAGCAAGCUGUCCUCACAAAUCACACAGUAGUUAUGUUCUAAUGCGGUCUUUGAGGUUUGUAAAUAUUGUUCUACAAUUACCCAUCAUUCUUUCAUAAAGUUUCAUGAAAAAUGCACAAUUUGUAAAUAUCCAGUCGACAAUUAAAAUUUUGUGUACCUUUG